GUGUACUCACACCCUUUUAACAAACGAGAGUAAGAGCGAGAUACUAGUUAGGGAAAAGAAGAAAUGGCCUUGAUUUCUACUGGAAACACUUGGGUUCUCAUUUUUGGCAUCCUAGGCAACAUUUUUUCGUUCCUGGUUUUUAUGGCUCCAAUUGCCAUGCUUUGGAUCUACUAUGCAUUACUCAAAUCUGAUGCUUUCCUUCUCAUCACUAUCAAUUCCUUUGGUUGCUUGAUCGAAACCUUUUACAUUGCCUUCUACAUCACUUAUGCCUCAAAGAAGGCUAGGAGAUUGGUCAUUCGUACCAAAAGUGUGGAGUUCAUGCCUUUUAAUUUAUCUCUUUUCCUCACUAUAAGCGCAAUCGCAUGGCUUUUUUAUGGCAUAUUCCUCAAGGACUUGAAUGUUGCAAUUCCCAAUAUUCUUGGAUUCAUAUUUGGGUUUCUUCAGAUGGUGCUCUAUGGAAUAUACAAGAAUAAGUCCAAGUCGGUGAUGGUAAAUGGGGCUCAAUUACCCCAACAACACAGCAUCGAUAUGACUAAACUCAGCACCAUCACAUCGACUUCAGAGGCACAACCCAACACUGAGUGCAAGGAAGAGAAUGUGGAUCAAAGUGGGAGAAUCAAGGAGUCUUUAGGCUCCAACCCAAUAAUAGCUUGUGAAGUUUAAAAGACAAGAUUUCAAGCUUUUACUAAAGUUGAUGGAUCGACAAUUGUACCAGCCUGCUGGGUCGAUCCCCUACCUCUUUACAAGAUUAGUGUCAUGUGUUAUAUGUGCACGCCUGUUACCGGCUGCAAUAUGCCUUAUGUAUUUCUGUUUCCUGUUUCAUUUCCUGGUUUUUAAUUUAAUUCUGUUGUACUAGUGUUUCCAAGAAUUCGGCCUAAACACAAGUUGGCUAGGCAAAAUAACAAUUCUGGAAUAUAGUUUAAUUUCAAUU
Rubroshorea leprosula is the source of this 931-nucleotide messenger RNA. The record is from the annotation of a GenBank genome assembly. NCBI's taxonomy places the organism in Eukaryota, Viridiplantae, Streptophyta, Magnoliopsida, Malvales, Dipterocarpaceae.